AUGGCUUCCACGGCCCUCGCGAGCGUGUGCCCCAUCGCGUCCCUCUCCGGGCGCUCGUCGCCGGCGAGCUACCGGGCCGUGAGGUGCUGGGGCGCGAGGAGGGGGAGGCGGCGGAGGUCGGCGGGGCUGAGGGCGAGGUGCGCGGGCGGCCAGCCCUCCGCCGUGAAGCCCGGCCCGGAGAGCCCCGCGGACGACGGGUCGGUCGGGGACGAGGAGCAGCCGCACCCGCAGUUCGACCUCAACCUCGCCGUCGUGCUCGCCGGCUUCGCGUUCGAAGCCUACAGCACCCCACCCGCAGAUGCGGGCUGGCGCGAGACGGACGCGGCCGAGUGUCAGACGGUGUUCCUAUCCGAUGUGUUUCUCCAUGAAGUAUACGAUGGCCAACUAGUUGUGAGGCUCAAGAAAGGCAACAGUCUUCCUGCAAUGGAUCCAUGGGGUACAAGUGAUCCUUAUGUAGUUCUACAACUUAACGGUCAAACUGCAAAGAGCCAAAUUAAAUGGGGGACGAAGGAGCCAACCUGGAAUCAAGAUUUCACAUUUAACAUUAGGACGUCUCUAGAAAAUCUACUCCAGGUUGAGGCUUGGGAUGCAAACCUUAUCACCCCACACAAACGAAUGGGAAAUGCUGGGUUGUAUCUUGAAACACUUUGUGAUGGAAAUAAACAUGACAUCACUGUCGAAUUAGAAGGCCUUGGUGCUGAUGGUGGUGGAACUAUUGAUUUGGAGGUCAAAUACAAGAGUUAUGAUGACAUUGAGCGUGAUAAACAAUGGUGGAGAACACCUUUUGUGUCUGACUUUCUUGAAGAGAGCAGCCUAGGAUCUGCUCUUAGGACGGUCCUUGGAUCUGAAACUGUAAAUGCAAGCCAGUUCGUGCAAUCUGCAUUUGGGCAACUGAGUUCUUUAACUGACACAAACCUUCUAAAGUCAUCGUCUUCUGAUAGUGAAGCUGAGGUUUCUGAAAGGCCUGACGAAUCCAUGGAUAACUCUAUUAGUUCAGAUGAACUGCAACAGCAGAAGAUUGAUUCGAUAGCUUUUGGAGAGAACUCAGAUUCCCUGAGUGAACCUGUAGACACUGCUGCCGUUGUUAACAGUGAGGGAAACACAUCAACCGAUAUGAAGGAACCUGAUGAGUACUUCUGGAGUGCUUUCACCAAAACACUCAACCAAAAUGUUCUUAAGAACUUUGGAUAUUCUCUUCCAGAGGCUAAGCAAUUGGAUGGAUUUGACCUGCUAAGUUCACUUGGAUCAAAAUCACGUGAAAUGGCUGAACAGCUAUAUUUAGAAUCUGGACUGGCGACAGCAGAUACAUCAACCAGUGAUGGCAGCGAAACAACUCCUGAACAUACAGUCAGUGUUGACAAUGAAGAUAGCACAAAGCCUGCUAAAGAAGCAGUGCAGGCUUCCUUUCCAGACAUUAAUGAAGUAUCUCGUGAUGUAUUGUCUCAAACAGAGAAUGUACUAGGAGCUUUGGUGAUUCUUUCUAAGAACUUCUCAUCCCAAGGCAAGGAUUCAGUAGACGAAGCAAACCAGAAAGAUAAUUCGAACGCAGAAGAACAAGGUGCUGCAGAUUCUGUUGAUGAGGAUGGUGCUGCUGUUGCAUCCACCGAAGUGUCCAUAAAUACACAGAAAACAGAUGAUACACGUCAACUGUUUGCAAGUGCCGAGACUGCUGUGGAGGCAUGGGCUAUGCUUGCCACUUCAAUGGGGCGUUCCAGUUUUAUAAAAUCAGACUUUGAGAAGAUAUGUUUUCUGGAUAAUGUUUCAACGGACACACAGGUUGCCAUUUGGCGUGAUUCUUCACGAAGAAGACUGGUUGUUGCCUUUCGAGGGACUGAGCAAACAAGGUGGAAGGAUUUGAUAACGGACUUGAUGCUUGUCCCUGCUGGACUAAACCCUGAGAGGCUGGGUGGUGACUUCAAACAAGAAGUUCAAGUUCACAGUGGAUUCUUAAGCGCAUAUGACUCUGUUAGGAAUAGGAUCAUGGCUCUUGUCAGACACGCCAUUGGAUAUAUGGAUGAAGAAGAUGCAGAAACCAUACCUACGUGGCACGUCUACAUAACUGGACAUAGUUUAGGUGGAGCACUGGCAACCCUUCUCGCUCUUGAACUUUCAUCAAGUCAAAUGGCUAAGAAUGGUGUUAUAUUCGUGACAGUGUACAAUUUUGGCUCUCCUAGAGUUGGAAAUAGAAGGUUUGCUGAUGUCUACAAUGCGAAAGUAAAAGAUAGCUGGAGAGUUGUCAAUCAUCGAGAUAUCAUUCCAACAGUGCCACGUCUUAUGGGCUAUUGCCAUGUGGAAACACCAGUUUAUCUUAAAUGUGGAAAUCUAACAGAUGCACUGGCAAAGGAAAUUUUGGAUGAAGACCAAGGUGAUGAGAUAGGCGAGUACACCCCUGACGUGCUUGUUAGUGAAUUUAUGAAAGGAGAGACACAGCUUGUGGAAAAACUACUCCAGACGGAGAUAAAUCUACUUCGCUCAAUCAGGGAUGGCUCAGCUCUUAUGCAGCACAUGGAAGACUUUUACUACGUCACACUUCUAGAGACUGUGAGAUCAAGGUACCAAUUGGUUGAUGAUGCAAGCCAAGAAUAG
This is a messenger RNA of Triticum turgidum subsp. durum (durum wheat), 2586 nucleotides long. Lineage: Eukaryota; Viridiplantae; Streptophyta; Magnoliopsida; Poales; Poaceae. The record is from the annotation of a GenBank genome assembly.